ACAUGUCAUUUCAAUGCCCCAGGUAAAUCUAUAUUACCUGUAAUCCCAGCAGACCGAACGUCAACAAUGCCAUGCGCAUCGACUCCGUCCGGCCCUUGAUCGAGGGUGAGCCCACCCAUCUUGCAGCUUGCGGCAUUCCUGCUGGAUGUAUAUCUGCAGGAAUCUAGUCCUUGUCGUAAUCUUCAGCCUUCCAUCAGCUGAAGGGGAUUUUCUGGUCGCGUGCCUACGAUCAGGACGCGAAAUUGUUGCGGGGAGCGAUGGGAAGUCGGUUUCUUUGGAACCCCGCAAAACCCUGCAGUACCGGGGUGAAAAAAACAAGCAAAUGAUGAUUCAAACACGGUGGAGAGAUGGUGAGAAAGCAGUCAAAAACGUUGUGGUACGUUGAGGGUUCUAGGUGAUAAAAAUAGCCACCAGGAAUGCGGGUGAGAUCCAAGUGUGCACGGGCGUUUCUCCGA
Molecule: messenger RNA, 455 nt
Organism: Aspergillus ochraceoroseus IBT 24754
Lineage: Eukaryota; Fungi; Ascomycota; Eurotiomycetes; Eurotiales; Aspergillaceae
Exons: 2
Coding region: 146-385 (79 amino acids)
Source: RefSeq, a predicted model, not a curated record